This is a messenger RNA of Giardia duodenalis, 261 nucleotides long. RefSeq names its product LSM domain-containing protein. The transcript has a single exon. The record is from RefSeq and is a predicted model, not a curated record. The coding region runs from base 1 to 261 and encodes 86 amino acids. NCBI's taxonomy places the organism in Eukaryota, Fornicata, Diplomonadida, Hexamitidae.
AUGAACAAUGGGAAGCAUCGGUUCUACAGUAAACCUUGUCUGGGUGGAUUGAUGGGAAAGAGGGUCAGGGUGGAUCUUGGCUAUGGCCGCUGGGUGGAGGGGGUGCUUGCAGAGGCAGACGUCUUCACAAAUCUGGUCCUGUCAGACUGUCACGGGUCGCGUCCGCUGGCUCCUUCUGAGGCUGCACCAAUCACCGUGUUUCCGUCCUGUGUGGUUCGUGGCGCAGCUAUCAAAGCAAUCCUACUGGUGAGCCCCGACUAG